UAGAUUAAUUGAACACUUUGGCGACAAUGAACCUAAAAAAGUUAAAACAAUUGUUUCUUUUUACCUAAAUUGGCAUGCUGAUAUGGUUGAAAAAUAUAAAAUAGACAAGGUAAAAGACAUGUUAGAAGAAAACGUGAUAACAAAACUUAAAAAAAUAACAAAUCAAACAAAUGAAGUUACAAAAAAGAAGAUAAACUUUAUAAAAGAACCGCUAGGCAACCUAAAAGAAGAACUUGAAAGUAUAAUUAUAGAAUAUGAAAUAGGUCAAAUGGAGGAUCAAAUAAGUGAAAUAAAUGAAGCACUGAAGUAUCAGAAGAAACAAGUAGAACUAUUAAAAAAUUGGAUUAAAGAAGUAGAAGAAAAAGCCAAAGAAAUUGAAAUAAUGAAUAAAAAAUCAGAAGAAAACUGGAACAAAAUUUGUAAAGCACUAGAGGAUACAAUUAAAGAACUAGAGAAGCUAUUAAAUAAAGAUAAAAUAGAAAGUGUCGCAUAG
Molecule: messenger RNA, 493 nt
Organism: Racocetra persica
Lineage: Eukaryota; Fungi; Glomeromycota; Glomeromycetes; Diversisporales; Gigasporaceae
Source: the annotation of a GenBank genome assembly